UUUCAAAUACUCAUCGUCUCUUUCAAAUCGAAACGAUUCGUUUUGCUCAUUCACCGAUUCACUUUGCAGAGUUAGAUUUGCCUGUGUGAGAGAGAGCGAUGAACGGUAGCAAAGCUGGGGCAUCGCUAGAUUCCUUGAUGUCUUCCUUCAACGCUCGAAUAACGCAGCUUCAGGAGCUUGUCAUUGCACGGAACAUGUACCCUUCUAGCAGUAUCGCGGAUCUGUCGGCGGUGGAUGCGGCGGUGAGUGCGAUGGAGCUUCAGGUGAAGGUCAUCAAGGACAGGUUGCGCGAAGAGACGCGAGCCAUUCCCAAAACCAAGAAACUAAUUGAUGCAUCACUGAGACAGCAAAAGAAACUGCAGAAUAUGUCUCUUCAUGUUCCCUCCCAAAUGGUCGAUAGAGUGACAAUGUCACACUUAGAAACUAGUAGAUGUUUGUUUCCUGAAUUUUCUGGACAAGACUCUGGAUCAUUUGAGGCCUUGAAACUUGACGAGGAGCCUGCUGCAGUACCUAAGGAGAAAAAGGGUCGUGGUUCUCCACCAACGUGGUAUAUUACUGGAAGUGAGUUAGAUUCUUUGUCAUCAUAUAUGAGAGGCAGGCUUACACUAGAGAAGGUCAAUGCAGCAAUCAAUGAUAUGGUGUCUUAUGCUGAAACAAAUUCUCAACUUAUCGUAGCCCCAAAAAAGAAGUUGGCGGAAAAUCUUUUGGAAAAAGCCCUGGAAAUAAGAGAUAUUGCGACCAUGGAAGGGAUUAAGGGAAAACACUUUUUUCUUGAAGCUGACAUAAAAGGACCAUCGCUGAAACUUGACAACUCUGGAAAAGCAAUAUUGACAGUUCUUCGUCACCUUGGUCGAAUCAAUGAGACUCGUAUUGGACAUAAUCGGGUCAUCAUUCUACAGAAGCCCCACUAAUUGCCUGGUUAUCUCAGUGAGUGUAAUUACAAAGUAAAAAGUUUAAAGGGUCACUCGGAAUAUUAAUGUAGUAAUAGAGGCAAUCAAUUUCCUUCAACUUUUUAUCUGUGGACGUGUAUAGUUGUGAACCGUAAUAAAUGUAUGCUAACUUUUUGUGCAUCAUUAGUUUAUGAACAUGGACAAAAUUUUUUGGUGAAUUGUAUACAACAGCAUAAGGACUUA
Vigna radiata var. radiata (mung bean) is the source of this 1133-nucleotide messenger RNA. Its product is annotated as spindle and kinetochore-associated protein 1 homolog. The coding region runs from base 99 to 911 and encodes 270 amino acids. Gene Ontology annotation, cellular component: spindle microtubule; mitotic spindle; outer kinetochore. Gene Ontology annotation, molecular function: microtubule binding. NCBI's taxonomy places the organism in Eukaryota, Viridiplantae, Streptophyta, Magnoliopsida, Fabales, Fabaceae. The record is from RefSeq and is a predicted model, not a curated record. The transcript is spliced from 9 exons. Gene Ontology annotation, biological process: cell division; regulation of microtubule polymerization or depolymerization; chromosome segregation.